GCCGCUCGUCCUCCGCUUCACCGACAAACGCAAGCACCUGCUGCAGCGAGUCCUGCCGCGCUGGGACCGGGUCCUGCGCACCGUCGGAGGGAGCACCUGGAAGCUCUCUGAGCGCCUCGGCCCCGACCUCGGGCCGCGCCACCAGGAGCGCGUCUUGCGGCGCUGGUCGGCCCGCACGCUCCUCAUCCACGUGGCAAACAUCGAAAAGUUCCUCGACUGGGCCUCAGAGGAGCGCCCCGGGGUCGACCACGGCAGCUUCCAGGACCACGAGGCAACGGUCGAGCUCCUCGUAAGGUAUGUCAUGGACUUGCUGGACGGGGGGGCCGCCCCCACCAUGCCCGCAGCACGGCUGCAGUCAUUGCGAUUCCUCAAUCGCGCCGCCGGGCUAGCGCCGCCGCUCCCGGCUGGCGAAGUCUGCGUCCAGCACCUCGCGCUGGCCCACGCACGCGAGGCGCCAGCGUCCGCCAGGCUGCCCGCCAUCUACACAGCAGACCAAGUCCGCAGGCUCGAGCGGGCAGCCACGACCUUGCGGAACCCGCUCUACAGGGUGGUUGUCCGCACAGAACUUCGGAAACUGUUCGCCGCACUGCGGAACGACGAUGCGGUGUGGGACAAGUUCGGGGAAUGGACACAGGAAGGCACCACGGACGCGGGCUGCCUCUACGGCACGGCAUACAAGACCAAAGCCACGGAAGCCACGGCGACGCGCCUGCGAGGAGGCAUGCCGUGGAUCGCCCCCCUGCGAGGCAUCUCCCAGCCGCCCUCAGGCUGGGCCCACGGCUAUGCAUCAGACCUCAGAGCACUUGGCCUUGCAGAGGACGCGGAGUUCGCGGUCCCCUCACCGCAACGCCUCUCCGCGGCAGCGACGCCCGGCGCGGCCGAACCCGACGAGUGGGUAGCAGCCAUGCGACGCGCCCUCAGAGCGGCAGGCCUCUCACCACGAGAGGCCAAGGGCAUCGGACUGCACUCUGCGAAGCGUACCAUCCUCACGUGGGCUGGCAGCAGUGGCAUCUUCACCGACCGCGAACUCGAGGUGCUGGGGCAUCACCGCUCCGCUGGGGUCGGCAGAGUCGUGUGCGCUUACAACGUCACGGUGUUGGCGGCGCCAGUCUCCAAGCUGCGGACAUUGCUCGAACACAUCGUGCGAGGCAACUUCAACCCAGACGCGCCAGCCGGAAUGCAGUGGCGUGAUGGCGCCCAACCUGGCAGCCAGCCCGCGGCACCAGCCGGCACCGGCACCGCGCCGGCGCCGCAGCCCACACCCGCCCGCAGCCAGGCGGCCGCACAGGUGCACGCCCUCCCAGACCACGGCCCGCCAGCCAACGAAGCUGCCCACAGCACCCAGCAACCAGAGGCGGCUGGCGCCUUGGCGAUGGGCGCCGCCGCGCCACCGCCCGCAGACGCCACUGCGGCGCCAGGCGCGGCCGCGAACAACCUAGGCGGGUGGCAGCAUCCCGUGAGCAAGCUCGGGUACCUCGUAGCCGAUUCCACCGGGCUGUGCAAGUCCGUUGCGUACUACCACGCAGCCAUCCCCGCAGUGCCGCCCUGCCCGCCCGCAGAGCGGCAGCGCUCGCGCCGGCGCAUGGAACGCCUCAUCGUCGAGACGCCGAACGGGCCCGUAACGAACCUGUGCGAUUUCGCGGUGAACCAGGCGAAGUGGUCCCUGCAGCCGCCGGGCCCCGCGUACGUCAUCUGCAAGGUCUGCAAUUCCCGCUUGCUUAGCCGAAGGUGA
Messenger RNA from Prorocentrum cordatum, 1732 nucleotides. NCBI's taxonomy places the organism in Eukaryota, Dinophyceae, Prorocentrales, Prorocentraceae. The record is from the annotation of a GenBank genome assembly.